Molecule: messenger RNA, 513 nt
Organism: Brassica rapa (field mustard)
Lineage: Eukaryota; Viridiplantae; Streptophyta; Magnoliopsida; Brassicales; Brassicaceae
Product: serine--tRNA ligase, cytoplasmic-like
Biological process (GO): seryl-tRNA aminoacylation
Molecular function (GO): ATP binding; serine-tRNA ligase activity
Source: RefSeq, a predicted model, not a curated record
AUGCAACAAUACAAGAGAAGGGGAACGGAGAUCAUCCGUGAAUCACAACGCCGGAGAUUAGCCAGCGUUGAUUUCGUCGAUGAGAUCAUCAAGCUCGACAAAGAAUGGCGUCAGCGUCAAUUCGAAGUAGAUGCUUUACGAACGGAGUUCAACAAGCUGAACAAGCAAGUAGCCAAGCUCAAAAUCUCUGGUGGUGAUGCGAGUGAGCUGAUUCAGCAAGCGGAGAAGAACAAACAAGACGCUCUUAAGAAGGAAAAGGAAGUUGGUGAUGCUUAUGCUAAGCUCAAAGAGGACUUGGUGAAAGUUGGAAAUCUCGUCCCUGACUCAGUUCCAGUUAGUAACGAUGAGCCGGUUUUUGCGCCUGGUAAGAAGGUGAUGAACCAUGUGGAUCUCGUUGAGAAUACCUUCAUUGCAGAUACUAAGAGAGGUGCUGAAAUUGCUGGAGGAAGAGGUUAUUUCCUGAGAGGACAUGGUGUGCUACUUAACCAUAAGCUGUUAUCAACUUGGGGCUAG